UGUGUGAUUUUAAAGGUUGAUUAGCAUACUAAAAAAGUUCAAUGUAGUUUUGUUUAAACUGAUUGCUUUUAUUUUUUCAUGGUUUUAAAAUUUUUUAUAGACAAUAUUAUCUAUAUUUUAUAACUUGAUUUUACUAAGUCACUUGUUGAUUUCUUGAAAUGACAUUCAUUGGAGAUAAAAUGAAAAAGUUAAAAAUUUUCUGAUGGAGAUAAAUGAUACGGAAAAUGAAAAAGUAGAAAGCUUUCAAACAUCAUUGUUUAAAGAUGAUGGAGAUUCACAGAUAGAUUCGUUACUUGUAGACACCAAAGAAAAGUUUGGAGAUCCUUAUGAUAGUAAAGUAAAUUUAAUGACCACGCCAAAAACAGAUGAAAAUGAUGUUUUGCAUUUGAACGAAGGCAACGAUGAACCAGUCUCACAAUUAUCUUCAAUUACACUUCCUACUUUCAAUCAAUCCUACAACUCCAUAUGCAGUCAGCAAAGUAAUUCUUCAGACCACAAUAAUAAUACAAGCAGCUUUUCCAGUAGUUUGUACGCCAACCCGUAUAUUAGAAGUUGGAGAUACUCUUGCAAAGAGUAUUAUAAGUUUAUAAACCGAUAUCACAUUGGUGAUACUUUAUCAAUAGUCAGCAGAAAAAAGACACAAAUUGAGCUCAGAAAAUAUGGAAUUGAUUGUAUUACAAUUGGUAUAUUUGGCGAACCAGGUGCUGGAAAAUCUGCGUUUUUUAAUUCUAUAUAUUGCGUCAUGAGUGGAAAAUAUACUGAAUAUUCUGCUGAAAGAAAAAUUAAACUUUUGGAUAAAAGUCAUAGCGUGACAGACAGAAGACUUGAGUUAAAAAUAACGGAAGCUAUUACUGUGUUAGAUAAUCGAGGGAACAAUUUUUUGCCUGCUUCUCUAAAUGAGCUUUCUAAACAAUGUGAGGGGUUGCGUGAUAUAGGUGCAGUUGUGCCAGAAAAUUGGAACAGCGGAUGUAAACAAAUUAUAAAAGACUAUUUAGCUAGAUUAAAUAAAAAGCAGCUGUUACGAAACCGUGUUAACUGCUCAAUUAUCGUAUGCAAUCUGCUUCAAAAAUAUGAUUUAGCUGAGAUAAGGUCUAUGGUACGAACGUUACGAAACGCCUGCUUUUCUACACCAGUUAUUGUUCUCACGCACUUCAAGGAAGCCUACAUUAAAGAUCCGGAAAUUCCACUGAAGAGAAGAAUAGAAUUCGAAAGGAUGAAUUGCGCAAGGGUGUUUCAAAUAGACAAUUAUACAUAUGACUCCCAUGAAGCUAAUAUACACACAGAUAGUCAAUUAAUAGAAAUUUUGUUUAACUGUUGUUUAGUAGCUGACCAAUCUAUUCGUGAUACUUUGGCAAUCAAUAAUAAAGGGAUAUGUUGUUAAAUAUUUAAACACUGUUUAACUAAUUUAUAUUGCUAUUUUUUA
Hydra vulgaris (swiftwater hydra) is the source of this 1423-nucleotide messenger RNA. RefSeq lists its product as uncharacterized. NCBI's taxonomy places the organism in Eukaryota, Metazoa, Cnidaria, Hydrozoa, Anthoathecata, Hydridae. The record is from RefSeq and is a predicted model, not a curated record.